GAUGAACUUUCUACUGUUACCAUGCAACGGACAGGACGCCAGGCAGUGUGAAUUUACAGCCAGCACCAUGUCUGCCUAGCUAGCAAAGAGUCUCUUGACUUCAGCGCUUAAAUACAACGUUUACUUGAGGCCACUCAUUAAACAACCUAGCUAUAAAUAUUAGCAUUACCCUUCUGUUACUCCGACAUGCAAGCAAAAUGGCGCCUCCAUCAUAUUUUGGGAUGAUAUGUUGCAUAUCUCACUGAUCAUUGUAUAAGCUAGGUAGCGUUAGCUAAUGUUGACUAUUUGUUAGUUAGCGGUAGUAAGUCAGCUUACAUACCAAGGCUUCAUGGCUGAUGGCUGGAGUACAGACAACGGAGAGGCGGUGUACCGUUCUCGAGAUGCAACCAAAAAUCUUAAAAUAAGGAUCAAGAUACAACGUGUGACGUCCACAGCAGCCCUGUCCCAACAUCUGCAACAUCAGGUGUUGACGCAGCAAGAGAGGGGGGUUAUUGAGCUUGACACCUUCAACUCCCAGUUAAGAUCAGGUCCUGAUGACGAAGAGGAGCUGGUUGUUGGCUGGCAGGAAAAACUCUUUAGUCAGUAUGAAGAGGAUCUGUACCAGUCAGAAACGAGCUGUCAGACUCCACUGGAGAAGCAGUAUCACACCGAAAUCCUGGCUUUACAGCGAGGGAAAGGAAGGCGCAAUCGCCGCAUUUUCACGUACACAGACUUUGACCGCUACACAAACUGGGAAGAGGCCUCUCAGAAUCCAAUCAUACAGGCCAAGUUUGCCCCUACAUUUCUGGCUGAACGGAUGACGAACAUCAGACACCGCAAGCAGGAGAGGCGCACUGUGGAUGCCAGUGUGGCUAAAGCUCGGGUAAUAACCUGGGAGCCCUCGGAGGAAUUUGUGAAGAGUAGCCAUGUUAUCAACAGCACCGUACAGAUCAUGCACAUCAUGGGAGACCUGGGUCCCCCUGGGAGGCUGGGUAUGAAAGAAAACGAGCAAGUGCUGUGUACAAUCAGGGCCGACAGCAAUGGAGUUAUCACCAUCAAACCAGACUUCAACAACAGCAAAGGGCCUUACAGGGUGGAGACGGAAGGGGAGAGGAAGGAGAUCUGGCGUCUGACGCUAGUGAACGCCUCCGCUGGCAUCAGUGAGGAGGAGAAGGAGCGCGAGCACCGCAUGUACAGAGACCUUUAUGUCCGCCACAGAGAUUACCUCAACAGCCUUGUUGGACCCGAUUUUGAAAUGCCCCCUAUUGGAUCACUUCGGCUGCUCAUAAAUGGAGAGAUUGUUUCAGCCAAAGGAUAUGAAUACGACAACCUCUACAUCCACUUUUUUCUGGACCUGCCAAACAACUGGUUUGGUUUGCCAUUUGAAGCUCUCUCAGGAGUCACCCAGACAUGUCAGACACGCACCCUGGGAAAGGACAACGUGGCUUUCUUCUCCUACCCCUUCAGCUUUGAGACGUUCUUCCGGAAAGAGAACGAGAACGAGGAUUCCCAGCCCAAGUGGCCUGUUCUGUACUUCAAGGUUCUGUCUCUGGACUACUGGCAGCGGUACAGAACUGAGGGAUAUGGGUACCUGGUCAUUCCCUCAGCCCCAGGCUACCACAGUAUGACGUGUCAGACAUGGAGACCUCUACAGAAUGGCACAGUAGCAGAAUUGAGGCGCUUCUUUAUUGGAGGGUCCCCUGAACUGGAGGAUAACAGUUAUGUGCGAGUACCAAGCACUUUCAAGGGAGAGCGACUGAGUCGGUUUGGCUUCCGCACUGAGACUACUGGGAGUGUAACAUUCUCACUGAACUGCAUCCAGCAGGCCAGGGCUUUUAUGGAUGGCAACACUCUGAGGAGACGGAGGCAGACGAUGGUCGAUCACCUGGGGGGCUUCAGUCAGCACAAAUCUGUCCAGCAGAUAAUGGAUUGUGCAGUGCAGGCGAUAGGGACACUGCAGACGAUUUUAAAGGGAACCCCGACUUGCAGUGCAACCUGUUUGAAUCCGCACGUAGGCGGAUGCAUGCAGCCAGAGAAGGCGCCGGCUUUCCCGAGCACGCCGGUAUGGCCAUCACUACAGAGAGCUCAGAGUCCACUGCCUGAGCACCUCAGCAGAUGCAGCAGUAGCAGCAGCAGCUGGAAUACCAGUAGCAGUGUGUAGGUGCUGGCAGCAUUCAGCUGAGCAUCUGCUCUCACCCCUGCACUGGCUGCACUGUGUCAGUGCACUGAGCCCGUGAUGAAAACUCUUUAUCCUGAAUGGACUUUGUGUGUAGACGUUUUGAAUAUCUGUUUGUAUUUUUAUAUUACGUGUCAUUCGUUAUAAAAAAAAAAAAAAGCCC
Messenger RNA from Alosa sapidissima (American shad), 2318 nucleotides. RefSeq names its product MKS transition zone complex subunit 1 (gene mks1). The transcript has 19 exons. Gene Ontology annotation, biological process: cilium assembly. Gene Ontology annotation, cellular component: MKS complex. Lineage: Eukaryota; Metazoa; Chordata; Actinopteri; Clupeiformes; Clupeidae. The record is from RefSeq and is a predicted model, not a curated record. Bases 329 to 2140 code for a protein of 603 amino acids.